AUAAAUUACUUUUAAUCCUAUGGUAGUCCUAAAACAUACUCUCAGGAUAUUUAGGCUUCUGGCUGUGACAGAGUAACAGAUGACACUGGAUUUACCACAGUGCUGUUAAGACAUCUUAAACACUGGGUCCUGUGUGUGAGGUAACUGUUGAAUGACAUUGGACAGUGGAGCAGCAGAGCUGAUUUGUAAGGAAAAGGCCACGUGUAGCCUGAGCACUGUGAUAGCGAGCAUCCUGCUUGGAGGCACAUUACAGACCAUGGAGGUAGGGAGCCGGGGAUUUAGCUUCCUGGUUCCAGUGCCUGCUUUGCAAGGCAAGGACCCAAGUUCAAUCCCCGGUACCAAAAACAAAAAUGAAAACAGACCACAGAGGAAGGGUGCCAAGCAAAGCAGAGAGAGUUGAGAUGAAGGUUGAAGCCCAGAAAGACCGAACUGUGACCGUUGGCAGCUGAAAGAAGUCCGGAGAGCUGUCUGGGGGAACCCUUGAGAGUUGUCACAUACGCACACGUGCAUGAUAAUUCAUCCUUGAGUGAUGGAGGCUACUGCACUGAUAGAGUUAGCUUCUGAUAAAGGCUACCGCAGUAAUGGAGAAAAGCUCCAAAAAGAUCUAUCUUCUCAUUCUAAGAAAUCUUCCAGUGGUUGUGAUGAAGUCACACCAACUUGUCCUGAUGAUGAAUGGAAUUCUUUGACACGAGAGCCAAGAGCUGAGGUCGGAGAAAUCGGUAAUAUUGACACAACACGUUUAUUGGAAUCACCUUUUUCAGAAAAUCAAGAUGCUAAUAUACAGAGUGCUCAAUCAAGCAAGUUUGAAGACAGUAUCAACUGUGCUUUUUUGAAUGAAACAUACUGUAUAUAUUAUUCAGAGUCAGCUCCAAAGAAUGAAAACAUUACUAAUUUAAAUCCAGAAUUAGAUUCUGGAAUGGAAGAAAGAGAGGAAGUGUUUUUUGAUGUAUUGAAACCUCAGGGUACUAGAACUGUUGCCUUGGGAAGAACCUGUGAGAUUUCAGGUGCUGACUGUGAAGAAACUGCUGGAGAAACGCAGAAGUGUGGCGUAGACGAAGACUCCCUGCUGGGAUACUACAGUGCAGAAGAGCAAGAGCAGAUGAGUAGCCAUCCAUCUCCCAUCCGAGCUGGAACACUGAGCGUGUCUAACCUGGGAGCUGAGCUAAGAAGUUUGAGUUAUGAAGUUGAAAGUGCUAGCAAUCCAGAAGAUGAGCACAUUACCCUGGAAAGUAGCUCUGUUAUCUCUGCAGAUUCACUUAAUGACUUUGCACAAGAAUAUAUACCUUGUGUCUCUAAAUUUCAGAAUUGCGAUCUGUUAAAAGAGUAUUAUGAACCAAAGCAUGAAAAGUGUAAGGAACGAGAGACUAGUUUAAUGUUUCCCACAGUAUUUGUACAGAGAAGUAAUUCUCUUGGAAAUGAAGAAUCUCAGUCUAAGAAUGAUUUCUUGAACCCUCAAACACUAAAAACUAAAAUGUAUACUGAAAAAGUGAAAUCUCAGGUUUCUGAAAAUAAAGAUUUUUGUGGAAAUGCAGCUGUGGAGAACAGAAUCUCACAGCACCUUGAAAGUCGAAGCACACUGCCCCAGGACAAAGCUUUAGAGACCCUACAGGAGUUCUCUGAGGUUUGCCAAACUUCCUGGUCUUCUAUUUUUGAUGACUCAGUCAUCUCUGCCCAUGGAUGUUCCCAUUAUAAAAGCCUACAAAGCAUGCCUGACCCAGCCUUGAGUUCUCCUGCUGUACCACCAAGGAUUGCCAUGAGAGGUGUUCGGGCAGUCACAGAGGAUAGCUCCCAAAGAGCUAUAAAUGUCAGGAGCGUGAACAGAGCAUGCUCUGAGGAUGGAGAAGGAACAUAUUCUACAUCAGUGAUAGAUGCAGCAGGUUGUACAGUCGCAGUACAUCAAACAGUGGAUGUUAGCACAGAUUUUAGGGCUUGUUUCACAACCAGCAGAGCAACAAAUGCAAGACCUUCUGUAGUAUCUACAUCAAGCAAUACAGAGAUAACCAUGAUGAGUAAAAAGCGUCCCAGCAAAUGGCAAAGUGAAAAACAAAAAAGUGUGGCUUGUAACACAGAUUGGUCAUAUGGUCAGGAUUGCAUGGAUACACCAGUUGCUGUAACAAAAGGGUCAGGAAAAUCUCUCGGAGUUGACAGUUCAAAGCCCAGUGGAAAUUUCCAAAAUAAGGAUUCCCUGGAAUUAAAAACAUAUGAUAACACAGACUUAAAGAAAAACUCUGAGAGGAAAUUUCAGAUCUCUGAAGAGAUGGAGAAGAAUUUACCAUCAAAGUGCUACGAGAAAAUAAUGCAGAGAGCUAUAGAAGCAGAGAUGCACCUUUUAAAUGUUCACUAUCAAAUGUGUCAUCAUAACUGUUGUGACAUUUACAAAUUUAUCAUGGAAAAUAAAGGAUUAAAUAGGAAUUUACCAAGCAGUUCUGCUAAGAAGAAAUUAGGAUUAGCACUACUGUCCAUUUUGGGAGAUUUAAAAGUUAGAUAUACAAAUUUAAAAGAAAAAAUACACAAGGGCAUACCAUUGGAAGAGCUGCCCCCGCUGUCAGUAGAAUCAAAAUUAUUAAUUAUCUUCUCUUCUUUGGUUUCCAGGCUAAGGAAAGAAGAAUCACACGAUUUUUCAGGAGCAGAUUCUGAACUAGAUAAUCAAACUGCAUCUGAUAGUGAAGUUUCUCCAAGCCCAAAAAAGAUGCACUCCCAAAUGUCUUCAUUAUUUGACCGCAGUCAUCCUAAACAAAAUACAUCACCCAAUAAAGAUGGUUUAAAAAGUGCUGAAAUAAAUGUAGAGUUUAGUCAACUAAAACUUGAUGAUAAAGAGUGCAGCAGUAGCCAUGAAGUCAGUGAAGACUGGUUUGAUGCUAAAGAGAGCAUGACAGGAGUUGGCUCCUCAGGAGUACCAGAAACACAAAUCGAUCAUGAUAGACGGAAUCUGAAGAUUACAGUAGCAGAAACGAAGAAUGAUGAACCCUUACAAAGAGAUAAAGGUUUUCUGGUACACGUCGAUGGUCUCUGCCCUUCAGUAUCUGAGGCUGAUUUGAGGUCUUACUUCCAAAAAUACCAAGUUUCUGACAUCUCAAUUUGUGAUUCUUCUACUGAUUACAGAUAUGCAUCUCUUGCUUUUAAUAAAAACAGUGAUGCAAAGAUGGCUGUGAAAGAAAUGAACGGGAUGGAAAUAAAUGGAAAAUCAGUAAAUGUGCGACUUGUUAAAACUCAUGGAGAAUGUACAUCACCACUUUCCUCAAAGAAAAGUCUGAAUAAUUUGGAGAAAAAUACCAACGAAGAAGUCAUCCCACCUUCCACUGUUUCUAGACUUCCCCGAACUAGGCCAAGGCAGAUGAUGUCUGAGCAAGGCAGUGCACUUUCACUUUUGGACCAGGAUUCCAAGAAGAAUUGUAAACAGAUUGACUCUUCUCAGUUAUUACCAAAAAUACCUGUUCCACUCAUAUCUCCAAACACCUUGAACCUUCGUAGCUUUACCAAGAUCAUAAAGAGAUUGGCUGAACUGCAUCCAGAUGUCAGCAGAGACCAUAUUAUCGAUGCUCUUCAGGAAGUGAGAAUGAAUCAUAAAGGUUUUCUGAAUGGCUUAUCUAUCAGUACUAUUGUGGAAAUGACUUCAUCUGUUCUGAAAAACUCUGCUUCCCAUUAGGACGAAACAAAUCAAUAAAGAGAGUUUCCUUGGAAAGCAUGAGUGCCCAUCUUCAGAAAAUGUUCUACAGCAGUAAGACAGAGUUGUGGUGAAGCAAGACUGAUAUAGUUAAGCAGAUUCUACAAGCAGACUUAGCUGUUAAAAUAUUCUACUUUAUCACUCUUCCUUUUAAAUCUAGCAACCUGUGCAUAACAUUAAUGUCUCUAUAAAAUUAAAAAUACAACUUUAUUUCAAACUUGUUUAAGGAUUUCAAGAUGCAUAUUUGUAUAUGUGCUGCUGAAGCACACACUCAAGCUGCGUAUUUGAAUCAAAAAUAGUCGUCAUGUCCAUUUUAAAAAUCCUUUGUUAAGUAAAUUUUAAAACUAUAUUGGCCAGGAGGUUUAUUGUUAUUAUUUCAGAGUUCAUUAAACGAUUUC
Molecule: messenger RNA, 4062 nt
Organism: Fukomys damarensis (Damara mole-rat)
Lineage: Eukaryota; Metazoa; Chordata; Mammalia; Rodentia; Bathyergidae
Gene: Rbm44
Product: RNA binding motif protein 44
Exons: 16
Coding region: 530-3646 (1038 amino acids)
Molecular function (GO): RNA binding
Source: RefSeq, a predicted model, not a curated record